Molecule: messenger RNA, 445 nt
Organism: Lucilia cuprina (Australian sheep blowfly)
Lineage: Eukaryota; Metazoa; Arthropoda; Insecta; Diptera; Calliphoridae
Gene: CCHa2
Product: neuropeptide CCHamide-2
Exons: 3
Coding region: 1-393 (130 amino acids)
Source: RefSeq, a predicted model, not a curated record
AUGUCGAUGAUGGUACCUACUCAUGUCAUAUUUUUGUUGUUAUUUUUCUUAUUUACAGAGGGCUGUAAUGCAUAUGGUUAUGCCUGUUAUGGUGGUCAUGGUAAACGUUCAUUGCAUACACAACCGGGCGAGACAACAGGUAUGGAACUAAAUGAUUUACAAGAACGUCCGGAUACUGUGGUGCAAUUUUAUCCUAGUGAAGCAAAUGUGUUAAUAGAUGGUAACCUAGAGGCAAUACCAAGAUACAAAUUAAUUAAAAUGAUGAAAUCAUGGUUUGGUAAUCCCCAUAGAAGACCAGUUGCUGAACGUAUACCAGAAAUUGACUAUCCCUUUUCGGCUGAAUUUCUAAAUCGUGAAAGUAAUUCCGCCACUAAUAACAAUUCCUAUAAAUAAAUUUUAACUACAACAAAAAAAAACACUAUUUAUAAACAACAAAACUUAUCAA